AUGGGCUCUGACGUGCGGGACCUGAACGCGCUGCUGCCCGCAGUGCCCUCGCUGGGUGGCGGCGGGGGCUGCGCCCUGCCGGUGAGCGGCGCCGCUCAGUGGGCGCCAGUGCUGGAUUUUGCGCCCCCGGGCGCCUCGGCUUACGGUUCCUUGGGCGGCCCCGCGCCGCCGCCGGCUCCGCCGCCACCCCCGCCGCCGCCGCCGCCUCACUCCUUCAUCAAACAAGAGCCGAGCUGGGGCGGCGCGGAGCCGCACGAGGAGCAGUGCUUGAGCGCCUUCACCGUGCAUUUCUCGGGCCAGUUCACCGGCACAGCUGGAGCCUGUCGCUACGGACCCUUCGGUCCUCCUCCGCCCAGCCAGGCGUCCUCCAGCCAGGCCAGGAUGUUCCCCAAUGCGCCCUACCUGCCCAGCUGCCUCGAGAGCCAGCCCGCUCUUCGAAACCAGGGAUACAGCACAGUCACCUUCGACGGGACGCCCAGCUACGGUCACACGCCCUCUCACCACGCGGCGCAGUUCCCUAACCACUCUUUCAAGCACGAGGACCCCAUGGGCCAGCAGGGCUCUCUGGGCGAGCAGCAGUACUCUGUGCCGCCCCCAGUCUACGGCUGCCACACCCCCACCGACAGCUGCACCGGCAGCCAGGCCCUGCUGCUGAGGACGCCCUACAGCAGUGACAAUUUAUACCAAAUGACCUCCCAGCUUGAAUGCAUGACCUGGAAUCAGAUGAACUUAGGAGCCACUUUAAAGGGCCACGGCACAGGGUAUGAGAGUGAUAACCACACCACGCCCAUCCUCUGCGGAGCCCAGUACAGAAUACACACCCAUGGCGUCUUUAGGGGCAUUCAGGAUGUGCGACGUGUGCCCGGAGUUGCCCCGACUCUUGUCAGGUCGGCAUCGGAGACCAGUGAGAAACGCCCCUUCAUGUGUGCUUACCCGGGCUGCAAUAAGAGAUAUUUUAAGCUGUCACACUUACAGAUGCACAGCCGGAAGCACACUGGUGAGAAACCAUACCAGUGUGACUUCAAGGACUGUGAGCGAAGGUUUUCUCGUUCAGACCAGCUCAAAAGACACCAAAGGAGACACACAGGUGUGAAACCAUUCCAGUGUAAAACUUGUCAGCGAAAGUUCUCCCGGUCUGACCACCUGAAGACCCACACCAGGACUCAUACAGGUAAAACAAGUGAAAAGCCCUUCAGCUGUCGGUGGCCUAGCUGUCAGAAAAAGUUUGCCCGGUCAGACGAACUAGUCCGCCAUCACAACAUGCACCAGAGAAACAUGACCAAACUGCAGCUGGCGCUUUGAGGGGUCCGACCUGGGGACGGUUCUGCGUCCCAGGCAGGACUGUGUGUGAACUAUUUCCCGCUCUGACUUUAAAGUUCCUCCUCACUCACCUCCCUCAGACGGAAGCGGCAGGCGAUCUUCAUCCAGCUUCCAAGACAAGAUGCCUGUACCACUGGAUCCUAUCAGGUUCGCCCGGAGGAGGUGCACUCUGCUCCGCCUGCUUUUAGUCGACCCGAAGGCCCUGGCGAAGCGGCUAACAAUGUCCAGUUAGCUAACAGCCCAUCUCUGCCGUUUGGUCUGGAUUUUCCACUGUAAGAAGAGCCAUUGUUGAUAACGUCCCCCCGCCCUCUUCUCCUUUUACGCUCCUUUUCACUAGGAAUGGAGUCAUUGUACCAUUUUCCAUCGUAGAAUAUUUAUAGGCCAGGGCAUGUGUAUGUGUCUGCUAAUGUAAACUUUGUCAUGGUUUCCAUUUACUAACAGCAAGAAAUAAAUCAGAGAGCAAGGCACGGGGGCUGAGUUCCGUCCGACAUUCCGGAGGUUAGGCAGGCCGCUAACCUGGAAGGCAGGCUGUAGCACUAACCAUGCAACUUUAAAACUCCGUGCGUUUCAAGCAGCUGAAAAGAGAAUCUGAACUAACCAGUACCUCUGUAGAGAAAUCUGAAAGAAUUUUUUCAUUCAGUUAAUACAAUGUUAACAUUAGCACAUGCUGUUAAGAAACUGUGCUUGAAGAUCUGAGAUUUUGGUUUUGUUUAUUUCUGACUUUUUUGAGAGGUAAUCCUAUGCAUCUUCAGAGGUGUACUUAUCUCCUCACACAAAGAAAGUGGAAUUCAUUUUUAUCAUUUGGGGUGUCCUUCGAGUGUACAGACCACGCUGGUUAUGUGGCUUCAAGUUGUAAAAAUUAAAGUGACUCUAAAAGAAAAUAGGGCUGGUCCAGGAUCUCCACUGAUAACUUUGAGUCUACCAGUGUAUGUGAAAAAAUGAGACUUACUAGUGUGAGGAAAUCCAUUGUUUAAAGGUGGUGGCGUGUGUGUAUGUGUGCAUGCUUGUGUGUGUGUGUGUGUGUGUGUGUGUGUGUUCAAAGGAGGGUGUUUAUUAUUUACUGUUGCUUGAAAUUAUUGUGUAAAUAAAAAUAUCUGAUCAUGAUUUGCUCUUUGACAACUAAAAUUAGGAAAUGUAUAAAUGUUAGAUGCAUCACUGUUUGGUGUUGAUCUUACAGCAUAUCAAUGAUAACACUAAAAAUGUAACCUGCAUUUUUCACUUCACUCUCAAUUAAUUAAAGGC
Molecule: messenger RNA, 2562 nt
Organism: Hyaena hyaena (striped hyena)
Lineage: Eukaryota; Metazoa; Chordata; Mammalia; Carnivora; Hyaenidae
Gene: WT1
Product: WT1 transcription factor
Exons: 9
Coding region: 1-1302 (433 amino acids)
Biological process (GO): regulation of transcription by RNA polymerase II
Cellular component (GO): nucleus
Molecular function (GO): RNA polymerase II cis-regulatory region sequence-specific DNA binding; DNA-binding transcription factor activity, RNA polymerase II-specific
Source: RefSeq, a predicted model, not a curated record